Molecule: messenger RNA, 677 nt
Organism: Symbiodinium necroappetens
Lineage: Eukaryota; Dinophyceae; Suessiales; Symbiodiniaceae
Source: the annotation of a GenBank genome assembly
AUGCUUUCCCGGCUAUGGGGCUUCGUGCAGAGCAUUACAUCCAAAAGGCCUUCGUCGGAAGAGGCGCCGCCGGCAAAGCGGGCACGCGUGCAGACAAGCGUCGAUAGCAACGCGCCUGAGGCUGAGACUGCGCGGCCUGCAACGGCUUUCGCUUCGCAGGCCAGCGGGCCACCGGUUGAGUACAAACUCGUACUCCUCGGAGAUGCGGGAGUCGGCAAGACGUGCUUCGUGAAACGGCACGUCACAGGGGAGUUUGUGAAGAAGUACCGGCCCACAGAGGGCUGCGAGAUGAAGAAGCUGAAGAUUUCGACCAGUAGAGGUCCCGUUCUCUUCCAGGUCUGGGACACGGCUGGCCAGGAUCACCUUGCCGGGCUCCGGGACGGAUACUUCAUCGGUGCGCGAUGUGCUAUGGUGUUCUUCGAUGUGACGAAGCGGGAGAGCCACCAGAACCUGGCGAAGUGGGUCACAGACCUGAGGAAGGUGGCUGGUGACAUUCCUGUGGUGGUCGUUGGGAACAAGGUUGAUGCUCCGGGCAGAGUGGUCAAGGCACAAGAAGGUUCUGUGAUCAUGCGCAAGUUGAAGGUUCAGUACUACGACCUGAGUGUGCGAACGCGCUUCAACGUGGAGGUGCCGUUGCUUUUCCUAUCCCGGCGGCUCCUGGGAGACAGCAGUCUUAG